Molecule: messenger RNA, 1810 nt
Organism: Saccostrea cuccullata (small rock oyster)
Lineage: Eukaryota; Metazoa; Mollusca; Bivalvia; Ostreida; Ostreidae
Exons: 4
Coding region: 75-641 (188 amino acids)
Source: RefSeq, a predicted model, not a curated record
CUUUUAUUUUCUCGCGAAUUUUCCACAGGGCACUAAAUUUUUACUUCUUUGAGAAGAAUUCAGUUAAGGUAGUUAUGGUAUAUACAGUCAACGAAACUUUCAAAUGCCUUAAAGUUGAACCUGAUUGCUGUGAAAAUAUCUACUUGAGUAAUCCAUACGUGCUUGGUGUGGAAUCGGUUUCCGUUCAAAACUGCUAUGUGAAUAAAGAUAUCAUGAAUUUCACUGCAUUUUUCAACAGAAACAAUUCUUAUUUUAAAUAUAAUAUUUUCCGUUGCUGUGGAGGUCUUGUAAACUUCAAAUUAGCGGUCUCUGAGCUCCUUGGCAAUGCUGAUACUGAUGCAGUAACCACACAAGGAAUUUCAGGUAACACCGAAAGCCCCUUCGUCGUCAGCAUAGUCUUCGCUGUUCUGUUUGCUGUCAUAAUCAUCAUUGGUGCUGGGUUCUUUCUGCGAAGUAGAUUGAGAAGACGGAGAAUGACAAGACAAGAUUCUCGGUACGUGACUACAGCAAACAGAAAUUCACACGUGUAUGCUGUACCAAUAGCUAGUACAGGGUAUUUGUAUCCGGAAACUUCACCUCCACCAAAGAACACUCUAUCAAAUCAGAAUUAUGUACACGAAUAUACAGAAAUCAUAGAAUAGCUUAUUUAAAUCUUAAAGAAAAGUUGUACUGAAUUUAAAACUGUUUGUUAUGUAUACCGAUUGAUGUAUUUUGACCGAUGAAGAGGGUAAACAAGUCUUAUGUAAGUAUAUUAUAUCAUUAAUUAUAAUCAAUUUGUACACGCAUAAGCGGCUGGCUAAAAGGAAUCAUGCUGAUCAUGCUGAUAUAUUCAUUUGAACUUUAUACGUUUUACUUUCACCGUUGAACUUUACCGUAUCAUGACACUUUUUGGCGAUGCAUGAAAAAAAGACAUAAAAGUUUUCCAGAAUUCUAACAAUCAUUGUUUGAAUUCAAGAGAAAUGCAUUUUAUACAUAAUAGAUUUGUCACAUGACAGUGUCUCUUUUGUCUCAAAGUUUUGGAACAUAUUAUUUUGACUUAGUUCCUUUUUUUUUAUUAAGAUCUUUUGUCUUCACGGAAGAUCUGAUAGUGAUUUUAUCGUUGUCACCCCGCUGUCACUGAAAAAGGGAGAUAUUUAAUUAUUAUCUGCCUUUCCGUUUGUCUUGUCUUCCUGUCUGUCAUGCUUGUUUCCAUGCGAAAUCUCAAAGAUCCUUUGUUUGACAGAGCGUUUGCAAUGUAAUUUUAAACUAUGUUUUUAGAAAGAUAUUUUUUGAAAUUUGUUUUUUUUUUUAGAUUAAAAGGUCAAAAUUCAAGAUCGUAACUUCAUACAUUCUGGCUGUGUGUUACUCUUUCGUUAACUGCAUGGUGAUAUCCCAAGAAGCUUUAAAAAUAAAAAAAAAAGGGGUACAUUAUCAGAGGAAAAAUGACAGCUAAAAUUAUUUGAGUAGCACCCGACCCCCCCCCCCCCCCCAAUCACACACACCAAAAAACUGAGAACAGACUUAAUUCAAAAUUAAAUGUCCUGACAACGAGUAUGAAAAAAUUCAGUCAGCAUUUGAAUUAACGAUAAAUUAUAUGUGCUGACAAGGUCAUUGUAUCCACCAUAGAACUUAAGAAAAUGGUGACUUCAUACGAUAAUGCUGAUAUUCUUGCUUCAUCAACUUGUUUGUCAAUAAAUUACCUCGUUUAAGAAAUUGUUCAUAUGUACAUGUAGAAUAUGUUCUUGCAAAUGGACUGAGAAAUAUGAAAUAUGUAUAUUGUUUCAUGAGUAAGAGAAGUUGACAAUAAAAAGAAUUAAAGGCAUUACGAUUA